Podospora bellae-mahoneyi is the source of this 4975-nucleotide messenger RNA. RefSeq lists its product as uncharacterized. Lineage: Eukaryota; Fungi; Ascomycota; Sordariomycetes; Sordariales; Podosporaceae. Bases 405 to 4829 code for a protein of 1474 amino acids. The transcript is spliced from 2 exons. The record is from RefSeq and is a predicted model, not a curated record.
AAAUCCCGACCUUCCCACCGACACUUCCUUACACAUACACACAUGCAUGUGAACCAGUCUCAGCCUUGUCAAAUUUCUGAGCCACACAAACUGACUGACAGCUCUUGGGCCAAACUGACGGUUGAUUGGCUGCAAGCUGCAUUUGCCCCACCUCAGCCUUUUGCUUGUCAAUUACGAAUCCUAGUCCCCUCCAUUCUCAAUUCAGCCGGCGCAGCGAAAUCACUAAGAAUCGCGUUCGACGCGACGGCAACUGCGCAUGUGGUUAACUUUGCCAUCUACGCUGCGGCAGCAUAUUCGAGCGACAUGUAGAUGGCCGUCUCUCCAUCGAGACAUCUCAUCAAGAACACGACAAUACAAUGCGACUGCCAGCAACCACUGCCUAGGUCGCUUCACCCGCCGUCACGAUGCCGACAGCUCAGCAUCCCCAGGCAAAGUUCGACCCUAUCCCGCCGGAUCUCGAUUUGCCCACGCUCGUUGACAGAACACCAAACUUUCAAUGGGUAGCUCGUAUCACGGCUGCUCAGAUUCAAAAUAUCGGUCCUCAAGAGUUUGAGAAGCUUGUUGUUCUUCAUGUGGUACUUGGUGGGAAGCCACUGGUUAUUGAGAAAUGGAACAGGCGACUUCCCAAGGACCUUUUUGGUCCCAAGUGGUUGGAGGAGAUGUACAAUAAGAAACAGGAAAACGUUCGCGACAUUGUCGGUCAAUGCGACAUUCCCAUGACCACUGGUCACUACCUGCGCUCCAUGAAACAGUUGACAAAUCAGUGGACGCCCGAGAACUUUCGCGACGAACGACGACAGCGACUCUACCUAAAAGACAUCGACUGCCCACCAGAAUGGCACGAGUACCUUCAAAAGAAGGUCAUUCCACCCAACCUCUUUUACAUGAACGAGAACGUCGACGAACGGAGUCCUAUGGGGCAAAGUGACGACGACUUUGACAUGUUCAACGAAGGCACCAAGUCCGUUGCGCCGGCAGGAGAUUUGAUGAGCAGCUUGCCCGAGUCGAUGCGCGCCCAGAAUCUGAUGUGUUACAUUGGUCAUGAGGGUACCUACACCCCGGCGCAUCGAGAAAUGUGCGCCAGUUUGGGUCAGAAUAUCAUGGUGGAUGCUUCAGGCGAUGAAAAUGGCGAGAAGCCCGGAAGCUCCAUUUGGUUCAUGACGGAAUCAAAAGACCGCGAAGUUGUCAGGGAAUACUUCCUGUCGAUGCUUGGUCAUGACAUUGAAAUCGAGAAGCACUUUGCGCAAAUCAACGCUUGGAAGAAGGCCACCUUUCCGGUUUAUAUCGUGGAGCAGAAAGUUGGAGACUUCGUUCUCGUGCCCCCCUUAGCGCCCCAUCAAGUAUGGAAUCGUGGGACCCGGACCAUCAAAGUUGCCUGGAACAGGACGACCGUUGAGACACUCAAGAUGGCCCUGGAGGAAGCGCUACCGAAAGCCCGUCUUGUCUGCCGCGAUGAGCAGUACAAGAACAAGGCCAUUAUCUACUAUACUCUCGAAAAAUACUCGAAACUAUUGACGGACAUGGAAAGGACGUCUGAGACUGGGUUGCUUGGGUUCGGGCAAGACUUGAUCAAGAACUCGUCUCGCACGAAGCAGUUGACUGGCGACUUCAAGGCUCUCUUUGAGCUCUUCACCCGAGUCCUGGUAGACGAGAUAUUCGGGACGAAAGAAAAGGAAGUCGAGUAUAUCGAAUUUGACUCCUGCGUCACCUGCUCCUACUGCCGCGCCAACAUCUUCAACCGGUUCCUGACCUGCAAGCAUUGUGUUCGCCAGCUUGUUGGUGGUGACGAGGAUACUUAUGAUAUCUGCAUGGAGUGCUACGUCAUGGGCCGGUCAUGCCUAUGUAUUUCCAACCUCACUUGGUGUGAGCAGUGGCACUGGCAGGAUUUGGUUGAGAAAUACGAGGACUGGCGCGCGCUCAUUAUUAAACAUGACGGAUAUGUCGAUAUCAACACCUCCCCGUUGCCGCUCGAGCUUGCACGCAAGCGAUACGGCAAGAAGACGGUUGCUCAGCUUUGUCAAGAACAACUCCGGAGACGCCCAUGGAAAGAUAUCAGCAAGGUUGACAAGCCAGAGGAACCUGCUGAGGACUCGGAGGUUGAAGUAGACGAAAAUGGUCAACCAAAAAAGAAGAGAAGGGGCGGGAGGAAAGCGAAAAAGGGCGACGUCUAUCGCUGCCAUGUGUGCCAACACAAGGACUACACCUACAAGUUGGCCUUCUGCUCCAACCAGGGCUGCAAUGACGCAUAUUGCUAUGGUGUCCUCUACCGAGCAUUUGACCAGAUGCCACAGGAAGUAAUGCAGAAUGAGAGAUGGCAGUGCCCAAAGUGUCUCGGCAUAUGCAACUGCGGUGCCUGCCGCAAGGCCAAGAACGGUGUUCCCUAUAUUCCUAAGAAGACACUCUUAGGACACGACACUCGGCCCAUCGCUGACGAUCGUAGUGUCGAGCUUCUUAUCGACUUCAAGAUCCACAACCUGUCGUGGUUGAAGAACGCUGGCGAUGAGACGCGAGCUCUGUCGAGCAAAAGGAUGCAGAGACUCAGAGAGGCUGCCGAUGCUGAAAAAGCAAAGUCGUCCCAGCUCGAGAACGAUGUGCUACAGUUACCUGAUGGAGCUUUGGCUGACAGCCUGGAAGAGGCGGCAUUACAGCAGGCUUUGGUCAACGGUGGUUAUGGCGAACAGCCUGCGGUGCUUGGUGUUUCAGGGGAACAUCCGCCACAUCAAAAUGGACAUACCGGACCUGCCGAGGUCGCCGACAUGUCUAUUGUUGAGGACCAGUCUACCUACCCUGAUCCUUCAGGAGUUGGACGCGAACGCGGCUUGGGCAUGGGCUACUACGAGCAGGACGACAGCGAGGACAGGAUUCUGUUCGACCCCUAUCAGCAACCUUCAGUCGAGAGCUUGAUGGCGCUCGACGACGAGCCCGAGCCGGCCGAAUAUCUCAAGAAGCAGCUUCGCGUGGCCAAGCGUCGUGCUCGUUUGGAGGAGGACGAUGACCCGGAUUUUAGAGGACCUAGGUCACACAGCAAGAAGAAGGCCAAGACGACUAAUACCCGUGAUGGUCAAGCGGAUGCACUUAACAACAUGGACCCGGCUCUGUUUGGUGAUGUCACCAUGGUUGGCGCCCGGGCUGACGGCACUCCUACCGAAGGGGAAGCUCCUGCUGUUCAAGCUCCACCGAAUGCCGAUGUUCCAGAUGGCCCAGCCCAGGAGGGAGAAGAGCCUCGUGCCUACUCGCCGAAUCGGCCUGCUCUUCGCCACGCGCGACCCAAGAUAUCAUACUUGGUGGAUGAGAAUGGCGAGGAGGAGUUCAACGAGAUUCUCAUUCCGCGUUCGCAGAGGUCUCCACCUCUCAAGGACUAUAACCCUGCCGAUGCGACCAAGGAUCCUCUUGAUCUUGCGUCCGCGGCGAUUUUGGCGAUUGCGGGCGGUACCGCCGGUGCUAGUAAGUCCGCUACUAAAUCUCCUGCUCCACCUGGUUCUGGAAAUGCCGCUGUAACUGGAACUGGUAAGAGACGUGGUCGGCCUCCGGGUCCUCGCAAGUCUAUGCCAGCAGGAGGGUCGGCUGAGCAGACGCCUUCUGGGCGACCGAAGCCCACCAGGAAACCGCCACGUGAUCGGACAUUGCCUGUUCAGGUCAGCGAUGAUAGUGAUAGUGACGUGGAUGCACAACUGGCUGGGGCUUUGGAUGGGUUUGUUGAAGACGGAGAACCCAUCGAGUCACGACCUCAGUCUCGGGGAGGUUUCACGCCUGUGAAUGCGCCCAAGAGAAGGGGCAGACCGCCAAAGAAUGCGCAGCGAGGCCCUUCAGCUGGUGCUUCGGGUCCUGCUGCAGGAUCACCGUUCAUGUCCAUGGCGGAUCGGAUGAAGGCUAAGGGCAAGAAGUUCAAGAUCGCGUCAAGGAAGUCGAAGGCUGCGCAGGAGAGCACACCGGCUGGGCAAGCUGCUUCCCGGUCUGUCUCCCGUGAUGUCGACACCCCUACAACGACCACGGCGGACAAGGAACCCGAGAGGCCAACGAGAGCCACAAGGGGCAGAUCCAAGGCAACACCAGCUCAAGAUUUUGAUAUCGAUAUGGCGGACGCAGACUUUGAUCCGAACGCGGCUGAAGAGGCCGUGUCGGAGGCUUCGAGCCCUCGAGCCAGCCCUAGCCCCUCGAUGCAGGAGUACAUGGAGUCUAUGGAUACGUUUAUGCCUAGCCCGUCUCCAGUUCGGGAUUUGCCUAGGGAGCCGACAGUUAUUUUGAAGACGCAGACACCAGAGCCGAAGAGAGAACCUACACCUACCCAUGAUGUUUCGCCUUCGCCUUCACCAUCUCCCGCUAGAGAAGCGUCUCCUACACCGGCGCACUCCCCACCACACGAACCCUCACCGUCACCGUACUAUUCCCCUUCGCCGCCGCCUCCACUACCGAAGCCAACAGGUCCGACGAUCGUCAGGCUCGUUUCCUCGGAUGAAGAGGGCUCCGAGUUUGACGAUCACGACCACGACGAUGGAAAUGAAUCACAGUCUGAAUCUCGGUCAGCGCCGGAGAGUGAAUCGGAAUCGGAGUCGGAGGAGCAACCAGGCAGAGGAAGGGAUCCGCUUGACCCGAGCGACAGUGAUGACUCGGAUUCAGAUGAUGAGGAUAUUCCUGCCGUGAAGCAGGUUGUUAGCACGGCGAUGAGGGGUGGGAGACGAGGGGGGAUGGUUGGUUUGACUGGGAGGGGAGCAGGGACAGCCGGAUCAGCUGGACGGGGCGGUGCCACUGCUGGACGGGGGAGAGGUCGUGGGAGGGGAAGACCGAGGGGACGGGGCCAUUACAAAUGGAGGGGUGAGGGUGGGAGGUGAAAAGGUGAUGGAUGGAGUUGUGAGAUACCCAUAUAUUGUGUUUUUUUUUUUUUUUUUUUUUUUGCGUUGGACUUGCAAGACACAAACUCUUAACUGAGAGUAAGUGCGAGCGAGUUAUUUGUCAUGGAUAUCUUGAGAUUGCGAUG